Miscanthus lutarioriparius is the source of this 1275-nucleotide messenger RNA. The record is from the annotation of a GenBank genome assembly. NCBI's taxonomy places the organism in Eukaryota, Viridiplantae, Streptophyta, Magnoliopsida, Poales, Poaceae.
AUGGAGAUCAUAGGCCCUCGAGCACUUCUGUGCCCCACCGCUAUCGCCCUGUGCCCUCCGCGCCACCUGCUCGCAGCCGCGACGGCAGCGCGAGGCGGCAACAACUCCGGUGGCGGGGCCGCGACGGCUGCGCGAGGCGGCAACAACUCCGGCGGCGGGGGCUCGUGGAUCGACGUGUUCAGGCUUUGGCGAGUAGAUGGGGAGAAAGAUGUCGGGAGACCCCUGAAGCGCGUGGCCUCCAUUCGGGACUGCGAUGGCCCCUUCCACCGCCUGGCGUGUGAACCGGAUGUUGAUACAACCAAGGUGAAAUUGUCUGGUGCGAGAAGAGUCUCAUGGUCAGAAGAGGAUGGCUCUUCGUCCUCUGCAUCCCUUAGUUUCAUCAUGCAUGAUUUUAAUGGAAUGCCAAAACCACUAACUGUCGUGGACAAAAAAGCCCCAGCAGUCGAAUUUAAAGAUGUUAUUGAGCCAUUAGCUGCUGGAAUGAGAAAUGAACUGGACCCUCUUAUCAAAGACCAUGUUGCUAAACAAAGAUCCAGCAAACUAGAUCUACAACAUGAUACCAAAGGUGAUUCAAAAGAUUGGGAAUUCAUUCCAAGUGAGGAGAUCGCUAGCAAACUUCCUGAUCCAAGUACAGAUGAGAUGUGGAAUGCGUUGAUUCUGAAACCAGACAAGUUAACUGGACUGGUGAUGGGAUUGGCAUUCAACAACCAAUAUCCUAACAUGUUGGCUUCUGCUGCAUACGGUGAAACGCUGAACAUUCACUAUGUGGAUUACCCCAGCGAGCUUGCUACCCGUGGAUCAAAAAAAUUGCAGACGCAGAUGAUGUUUUUGGAGUGGCAUCCUUUUCUUCCCGCGAUUCUUGCAAGUACAUGUGACAUCGGAGACCCAAAGAUUUGGGAUCUAAGAGAAAAUUCUUGGAAGAUCAGAUAUCAGCAGGAUGACAAAAGGAAGUGCAUCUGUAGUGAGGUUCAUUGGAACCCAAGUAACCCUUGGAUGUUAGCAGCUGCAUCAAAAGAUAGCUUCCCUAUGAAGGUGUGGCCUCAUUUUCGUGGUCUCCAUGCGGUCAGAUUAUUACCACAGAUGUUGAUGGGGCAAGCGAUUGCUGGAAGCUGGAUAAGAAAUGGGAACCGAGUUGUUGGUCUACGUCUGCGUCUGGAGUUUGUGAGACGCAGUGGUGCCAGUCUAAGUCCACCUUGGCAUCUGUUUCUACUGAGAAUCUUAUGCUCUACAAAAUGCCAACUGAAGGAUGCUCUUGGCCGUCGUGGGAUGAAAUGA